Molecule: messenger RNA, 4038 nt
Organism: Cavia porcellus (domestic guinea pig)
Lineage: Eukaryota; Metazoa; Chordata; Mammalia; Rodentia; Caviidae
Gene: Otoa
Product: otoancorin
Exons: 28
Coding region: 1-3429 (1142 amino acids)
Biological process (GO): cell-matrix adhesion
Cellular component (GO): cell surface
Source: RefSeq, a predicted model, not a curated record
AUGUCUCAGGAACCUAGGACACGCUCCCUUUUCCUGGUCCUUUUCCUGAGCCAUGGAGUGGCAGGUCAGAAAACUUCAAAUUCCAGGCAGGAUUUGGAUCCAUUGUUGCAAAAAAUGGCGGAAGAAAUAAUAGAGGGAAGCUAUCUGAAUGCAUUUCUGGAUCUUAUACAGUUUCAAAGUGCCCAUGGGUGGACGACUGACCUGUCCUACCAAGUCCUGGACUACCUGAAUUCCCGGAAUGUUGCCUACACCCUUCCCAGCCUGCAGGCAGCCAUGGAAAAUCAUCUGCAGCAGCGACUGUACCAGCCGCAGAAGCUACUGGCAGACCUCAGAAGCACUGAUGCUCAGCAGUUCCGCACUGCCAUGAAAUGCCUCUUAGAAGAUAAGCAGGAUCACUUGGACCUGAAGGACAUUGUCAUUGACUUGAGGCAGAUACAGGAACAAGCUUUGCAGAGUCCUGGUGUGAACCGCAGCCUCUUUCUCGUCACACUGGAGAGGUGUUUCCAGCUGCUGAGUUCCCUGGAGUGUGUGGAGAUCCUGGGCAGGCUGCUGAGGGGGUCCUCAGGCCAUUUUCUCCAGCCAGAUGUCACCGAGUGGCUGCCCCAGCGCCUGCAUGUGGAUGCAUUUAGGAACCUAUCUGCAGUAUUCAAAGAUCUCUAUGAUCAAACCUCAGCUCACGCUCAGAGAGCUGUCUACUCCUGGAUGACGGGGAUCUUGCGUACAUCCUCCAAUGCCACUGAUGACUCUAUUUCAUGGGUCAGUGCAGAAAACUUAUGGAUUUUGGGCAGAUAUAUGGUUCACCUAUCACUUGAAGAAAUUAUGAAAAUUAGUACUCUAGAAAUUGGGCUGUUUAUCAGCUAUGACAAUGCCACCAAGCAGUUGGAUACAGUCUAUGACAUCACUCCUGAACUGGCCCAUGCAUUCCUGGAGAAGAUUAGCUUGUCCAGCUUCGACGUGAGGAAUAUCUCGACCAUCCACAGGCUGGGACUGCUGGUUUGUUUCUACGAUGACCUGGAGCUGCUGGAUGCCACACUUGCCCAAGUUCUCCUCCAUCAGAUGAUCAAAUGCAGCCGCCUGCAGGGCUUCCAGGCCAGGGUUCAGAAGCUCAAAGCUGACCUCCUGGACAUUGCCACAGAGAACCGGACCCUUAAUGAAACCCUGGGCUCUUUGUCAGACGCGGUUGUGGGUUUGCCCUCAAGUCAGCUGGAAUCUCUGUCCCCUGAGGCUGUGCAGGCUGCCAUCUCUACUCUCAACCAGGUCUCGGGUUGGGCCAAAAGCCAGGUCAUCAUCUUGUCUGCCAAGUACUUAGCCCAUGAAAAGGUGCUGUCCUUCCACAGUGUAAGUCAAAUGGGGGCGCUGCUGGCAGGGGUUGGAACCCAGGCCUUCUACAACAUGGACCGCAAGGACCUUGUGCAGGUCCUGAGAAGCACAGUCUCCCAGCACAUGUCGGAUCUGUCACCUGCCCAGCAGCACGGUGUUCUCAGCAAGCUGAAUGAAGCCAGAGACACGGCCCCGGGCAUUGUGGAGUUGCAAGGGGCUCUCUUCAAGGAAGUGUCUCUCUUUGAUUUAAGGAGAGAACUCCGAUUCAACUCCUCAGUCCUGAAGGAAAAGGAGCUUCGGAGGAGCCAGGCCUUGUUUCUGUAUGAAUUUCUGUCAAAGGUGACUGGACGGCCUGAGGAACUCCUGAGUGCUGGGCAGCUGAUCAAAGGCGUGACGUGCUCCCACAUUGAUGCCAUGGAUGCCAACUCCUUCCUGGCCCAUUUCCGGUAUUUUGAGAACAAUCUCUCUCUGCUUUCACCAGAUCAGGUUAAUUGUUUGGCGUCGAAAUACUGGGAUGUUUCCAGGUCUUCUAUGCCACUGUUCCUCUUGGUCACACUUCCGGCACGCUUCCUGGCUUCUGUCCCAGCCUCCAAGUGUGCGCCCUUUCUGAUCAGCCUGGGGAAGAAUCAGUUGGACUCCUUGGUUUUAGAUUCUUACAAAAAGAAUUUGGUUCUCAGGAAGGUGCUGAAGUGCCUGGGCAAUUCCAUGGCUGAUGAGUACAUUGUGGACAUCGUGGGAAAACUGCUCUGUCAUUUACCAGCAACCUUUAUUGAAAGAGGAAUCUCCCCCAGGGCUUGGGCCACCGCUUUGCCUGGCCUCAGAGCUUGCCCAGACCUCAGCCCGGAACAGAAGGCUGCAGUGAGGCUCCGGCUCCUGGAGCAGUGUGGACCUCCACAGAACUGGACAGCAGAGACUGUGAAGGACUUGGGACCAUUUCUCAUACUCUUCUCAGGAGAUGAACUACGUUCUGUUGCCACAAAGUUUCCUGAUACUCUUCAACAAACUGCUUCUCAGAUGAUUGGGAAACAGCUUCCUAAAGAGUUCCUCUGGACUGUCCUUGAAUCUGUUCGGAAUAGCAGUGUUGAGAAUCCUCACUUUCAUCCCAUCCCUGGUUGCCAUGGAGUCCCUGCUCCUUCUUCCAAUGACAUCUUUAAGUUGGCUGAAGCCAAUGCCUGCUGGACUCCUGAGGCUCUCCUCUGCAUGGGAGAAGACACAUUCAUUAGGAACGUGGAGCUGCUGGGGGCUGUCAAGAGUUUCAGUUGGCCUCAGCUAAUGGCCCUGAAGGAGAAGGCGAUCCAGGUUUGGAACUCACCUUCCUGCUGGAGAGGACACCAUGUUGUCUCCCUGGGGCGAAUUGCUCUGGCUCUUAACGAGACUGAGCUGACACAGCUGGACCUCAGCUCCAUAGACACUGUAGCUUCUCUGAGCCAGCAGACAGAGUGGACCUUAGCACAGGCUAAAUCCAUCCUUCAAGGGUUCCUACAGGAUUCAGGGUAUAGCAUUCAAGAUCUGAAGAGCUUUCAUUUGGUAGGACUUGGUGCCACUUUGUGUGCUUUGAAUGUCACCGAAAUCCCACUUAUAAAGAUCUCAGAAUUCAGGAUGGUGGUUUCCAGAAUUGGGAAAUUACUCUGUAGUAACCAUGUCUUAGCUGAGUUUAAGAAGAAGGCAGAAGUUGUGUUUGGGAAGCCCACUGAAUGGACCAGCUGUGUCUUACAGGAGCUUGGGACCAUUGCAGCUGGAUUAACUAAGGCAGAGCUCCAAAUACUCGACAAGGAAUUGAUGCUGUAUUUUCGGCCAUCAGCAAUAAAAUGUCUUCCUGAUGAGAUCUUCAAAGAGCUGUCCGCGGAGCAGAUCCUCUCCUUGGGCCCUGAGAACGCGGCUGCCGUUACCCACGCCCAGAGCCGGCUGCUCAGCGCGCCACAGCUGCAGAGCCUCCAGCGGGCACGAGAUGGCGCCAAGCUUCACUCCUGGCAGGACGUGCCCGAGAGCUCCGGCCCUACUCAGACUGCGGCCUCCGAGUCUCCCCCGGGAGUGCCACUCUCCAAGGAUCUUUGGAUUGGCUGCCCCCUGCUGCUUCUAAUAGCCCAAACCUGGUGGAGAGUGGCCUGAAUGUUCAGCCCUUUGCUGUCUUGAGCAAUUGGUCAAGGUGUGUAAGGACAGAGGAUGCUUCUGACUGUGGCAGACCCUUAUCUGGACUCAGAGCUCAACUAAGGGCAGUGAGACCCUGGAGCCUUGACAUUUAAAAGGCACCAAAAGGAAAAAUAAUUAUUUAAAAGGAUCUUGCAAGUUCUUAAGUCAGCCUGUCUUCCUAGCAGGGUGCCUUUUUUUCUGUCCUGUUUUAGCCUCCUUUGUUUUCUGCUUGGAGUUUGAAAAGCUGGAGGAGGGCAAGGUGUUUUCUGUUAAGAGCAUGAAGAUCUUACAAGUUACUGGCCUCCCUUGCUCUCUCCAGAGAACUAGAGGUGGGUGCAAGAAAAGAUACCCUUUUAGCCAGCGUCGGAUCUCAUUUCUACUCUGGCUUAAUUUCACUUCCUUGGUGCUAUAGGCUGCAUUGAAUUUCUCCUUCUUCGAUGCUUAGCAGAGCUGAAAUAAAUGAAUCCCUCGACAGAAACCAAUAUUCUUGCCUGAUUACUGCGACUAAUUGAUGUUUUGGUGGGCAUUGCACCGCUUGGAAAUUAAAACAUUUAACAUGGCUCAAUGUUAAAUCAAUUAUUAAAUACA